AUGGCUGAAGAGGAGCAAGAUUUCACGUUCCACUCGACUGAUGCUGGUGCCUCGGAGACGUACCCGAGCGAAGCGGGACAGAUCCGCAAGGGCGGCUUCAUCAUGAUCAAGGGCCACCCGUGCAAGGUCGUGAACAUGUCGACCUCCAAGACAGGCAAGCACGGGCACGCCAAGUGUAACUUUACGGCGCUGGACAUCUUUACCAACAAGAAGUACGAGGACAUUGUGCCGUCGACGCACACGACGUCGGUGCCUUUUGUCUCGCGUGCGGAGUACACGCUGCUGGACAUUACGGACGACGACUUUUGCUCGCUCAUGGACGACUCGGGAGACACGCGUGAGGACAUUAAGCUGCCUACGUUCCCUGAAACUUUUGGCGAAGAGAUCCGUGCGGAUUUCAAUGAUGGCAAACAGCUUGUGCUCACGGUCCUGAAGGCCUGUGGCACGGAGCAAAUUAUUGCCAAGAAGGAGGACCUCUCUUAA
Messenger RNA from Peronospora matthiolae, 483 nucleotides. Lineage: Eukaryota; Oomycota; Peronosporomycetes; Peronosporales; Peronosporaceae. The record is from the annotation of a GenBank genome assembly.